Messenger RNA from Symbiodinium sp. CCMP2592, 530 nucleotides. The record is from the annotation of a GenBank genome assembly. NCBI's taxonomy places the organism in Eukaryota, Dinophyceae, Suessiales, Symbiodiniaceae.
GCCCAAUCUACGCCCUCCUUCCGCCUGUCGCGCCGGUUGAGUUCGAGAUCCCCCCGUUCCAGUUCCCAAAGUGGUGGACUUGGAAGGUCGCGGACGAGGUGCACGCUCGCGAGAAGGUGAUGCUGGCAAAGGUGGCUGAAGGCGACUUAAUCCACGCGGCGUACACCAAGGCCCUGGAGGCCCUGGACGACUGGCCCACCACCAGCAGUGACCUUUUCGUGCACGCGUUCCAUAUGACGGUAGAGUACCGUCUCAGGACAUUGGAGCGUUAUGCCGACUCGAACGGGUUCGACGUGCCGGGGCCUUGGUAUCAGGACGAGUACGGCGACUUCGUUUACACCAUCUACCGGCAGGCAGUGUCAGAGCCGUCAAACGUAAGAGAAUGCAAGUUUUUCAAGGUCGUGGAUUGGCCCACGACCUCUGCCGACAAGCAUGUCGUCGCCACUCAGCUGGUCAUCGAGCACCGUUUGAGGCCCGUGAUUAGUGGUCUAGCUUCCUUAAACUACGCGACUCGGCCUGUAGGCAAAUGA